Molecule: messenger RNA, 1104 nt
Organism: Calypte anna (Anna's hummingbird)
Lineage: Eukaryota; Metazoa; Chordata; Aves; Apodiformes; Trochilidae
Gene: SREK1IP1
Product: SREK1 interacting protein 1
Exons: 5
Coding region: 232-702 (156 amino acids)
Molecular function (GO): nucleic acid binding; zinc ion binding
Source: RefSeq, a predicted model, not a curated record
CCGGUCGGAGUCUCUUCCGGGGUCACUGUGGAAAAAAUUCUUCCCGGGAAGACUUGAAGGCUUUUCCAGACACCUGUAGUCUCUCUUCGUGGCUCCUACCCCGUAGUGAAGUCCCCUGUCCUCUUCCGUGUGAGUGGCACGGUCCGAUAGUGCGCCGGGCAAAGCCUUCCGGCGGGAGGGACCCUGCUCCAGGCCUGGGCCCGCCUGGAGGGGACAGCGGCUGGAGGCGCCAUGACUCUGCCGGGUGGAAAUAAGGAUAACAUCAGAGCAGGAUGCAAGAAGUGUGGCUACCCUGGUCAUCUGACAUUUGAAUGCCGAAACUUCCUCAGGGUAGAUCCUCAGAGAGAUAUUGUUUUAGAUGUCAGCAGCACUAGCAGUGAAGACAGUGAGGAAGAAGAACUACAGAGAUUGCAAGCCAUGCGUGAAAAAAAGAAUUUCAACGAGGAGGAAGAAAAAAAGAAACAAAAAAGAAAAAGCAAAGAAAAAACAAAAUUAAAGAGAUCAAGGAAAAGAUCUUCCUCAUCAAGUGCAGCUGAAGAGGAUGGUCCAAAAUCAAAAAAACAGAAAUCUCACAAAAAAGAAAGGGAAAAGCAAAAAAAGAGUAAAACUAAGAAAGGAAAGCAUCAUAAAAAGGAGAAAAAGAAGAGACGAAAGGAAAAAAGUUCAUCUUCUGAUAGUUCAGACAGUUCUAGUAGUGACUGAAGUUCUGACCUAUUUUUGCAUUCACUUCUGCAUUUAAUUUCAAAUCAAAUUUAUUUAUGCUUUGCAACGCUGUUGUUUUAAAAUUAUACAUAGAUUUCUGAGAAAAGUAUUUGCAAAUAUCAGUGCUUCAAAUUAUUAAAUGGACCAUUUGGGAAAAAAUAUGCUCUGUAGUUUGUGAGUACUAAGCCAUGCAAAUUUAAACUAGUUCUUCACUUAGUUCAGUUUUGACUAGUGGUAAUUGCAAUAUUACACUGGGAUAUGGUAAACUUCAGUUUGCAAGUUUUUGUGUAGAAAGAUUUGGACUUAAAUACACAUCAUGUCAGAAUGGCUAAAUCAAAUUUGGGCUUUCAAGUGGGACUUUUCUAUUAUGUUGUCCUUUCAAUGUAUGUUUUUCGUAACAUU